AUGGAUAAGAAAACAAGUUACCAUGACAUGAUACAGGGCUUUGGCCUCUUUAUUUUCUUUUUACAGUUAAUUCCACGCAUAAAAGACUUCAUAAAGCACUACGGCUCUGGCUAUACCCCGGGCGAGCUGCUGAGGGUGGAGCUGGCUAUUUUGGACAGACUGCACUGGGACCUCUAUAUUGGGAUACCGCUGGACUUCUUGACCAUAUUCCAUGCCCUGGUGGUCCUGGGCUGGCCCCACGUGGUGGAGCUGCUGCCUCAGAGGAAUCCUUCCCUCCACGUCGCGUCCCUGACCAGGCAGCUGCAGCACUGUAUGGCGGGCCACCAGCUGCUGCAGUUCAAGGGCUCCACACUGGCCUUGGUCAUCAUCACCUUAGAGUUGGAGAGGCUCAUGCCCGACUGGUGUACUCCUAUAUCUGAUCUGCUAAAGAAAGCACAGGUCAGUAGUGAGCAGUUGAGCCACUGCAAGGAACUUGUAAAGCAGCACCUGAGAAGUUUGUAGUCCUCUUCCUGCUCAGACAACUUUGUUUCACUUCCCAGCCUCUGUGCCCCUACCCUAGUACCCUUUAGAGCAUCAUGGCAACCCCUUCUUGGUGGGAUGCCUCUAAAUUCUAGGCUUUAUGGAUCCUAUAACAAUAAAGGAAGAAGGCACUGGAAGGCAGCUGAGAAAAAGCUCCCGAGUCUUGAGAAGGCAGUAAGGAGAAAAAAGGCAGGUCGGGGGUCCCUGUUGGGAAGGGUGGUCUGACAGAUCAAGACCCUGCUCUCUUCUCUCCCAUGGGUCCGAGACCAGCAUGAAUGAAUGAAUGGUCAUACUGCAGCUUGGUUUUCCCUUCUUCUCCAGCAUGGACUGGUAGGGGCCCCUAAGGGAACUGGAGUCAGGCCAGCAGUGGGCCUUGCUCAGGACCGAAGGGCCGGGCUGGUUCUGACUGACCAGCUUGUGCUGUUCCACCUACGGAGCUGGCCAGGUUCUGUCAGCUUCCCAGACUUCUGGGAAGUGUAGCACUUCAAGUGCCAAUGACCCUGCCCAUCAUGGCAAAAAUGGGACCGUUUCUCCAAAUGAAUGUCCCCUGACUUGGCCAUGACUUAGGUCUUUUCUUCAUAAGACCUGGAUCAUAAAGUAUGCUUUGUUCAAUGUACAGUAACUUGGUCAAGCUUCACACAUGUUUGUCCUUUGUUACUUUUAAGCAAAGUAGUUUACUACCUUAGAGGAAUUUUAUGUUUAAGAAUGAUCUCAGCAGCUGACCCCUGAUGGGGAAACACAGCUCUGAGAGCUUUAGGUCGAGAUGAGCAGGUUCUGAGGCUGAGGCUGCUCCCAACACAGCACUGCUAGAAGGAGAUGACGGCACAGCCGUGAGGGAGAAGCCAGCUGUCUCUCGGGCAGCAGGACACUACAGAGCCAUUGUCUGGGUGGGAGAGUCCAGCAGGCAGAGCUGCCCCCUGGAGCUGUGUAAGCAGCGUCGGGAACACGAAUGACAGAACCACACAUUUCACAGUGAUUUCUGAAGUCUUGCCACCCUGAGCAGUUUUUUGUAAUCAGGCUAAGCUGUGAGGAAUAUGACCUGCUGCUAGAUGCAGAGAGGUCACAGACCAGGUAGACUAUAACAGUGCGUGUAUGAAUCUCUACCUAUUGUCCACACAAAUUUGCCUGGUGGAGCUUCUGUAAAAAUAAAGUUUAAUUCCUUUCAACCUCAUCAGAAUCUUACUUUAAAUGUAUUGGAUAUCCAGCAUUUAAACUCGAUAGUCACAU
Molecule: messenger RNA, 1746 nt
Organism: Panthera uncia (snow leopard)
Lineage: Eukaryota; Metazoa; Chordata; Mammalia; Carnivora; Felidae
Gene: CCNI2
Product: cyclin I family member 2
Exons: 3
Coding region: 1-501 (166 amino acids)
Source: RefSeq, a predicted model, not a curated record